Lachnellula hyalina is the source of this 1839-nucleotide messenger RNA. Its product is annotated as putative transcriptional regulatory protein. NCBI's taxonomy places the organism in Eukaryota, Fungi, Ascomycota, Leotiomycetes, Helotiales, Lachnaceae. Bases 1 to 1839 code for a protein of 612 amino acids. The record is from RefSeq and is a predicted model, not a curated record. Gene Ontology annotation, molecular function: zinc ion binding; DNA binding. Gene Ontology annotation, cellular component: nucleus. Gene Ontology annotation, biological process: DNA-templated transcription. The transcript is spliced from 3 exons.
AUGCCGACCUACUUUCGUCUCCCAGCAAUAAUCUACGAAGGUCCACAACCCCUAGCGGACAAGUCAAGUCAUAGUCUUCCGCCUCCCCACGUCUUAUCAUCGCUGGUCGAUACCUAUUUUACCCAUGUCCAGAACCAGCCAUAUUGUUUCUUCCACCCUGGAAGGUUUCGGCAACGACUGAGUGACGGUCUCCUACCCGAUUACCUUCUAUUUGCUGUCCUAGCUUCUGCAUUAAGGUUUUCAAACAAUAGUUACUAUAACGGCGCUUAUGCCGAGGCAACGACUAUGUAUGCGAGAGAAUCUUGGAAACAGAUAGUUAUGAGUUGGCUUGCGACUGAGAGCGAUCCAGAUAUUUGCCUAUGUCAAGCGAUAACAUUACUUUCGGUUAUCGAUUUUACAGGUAAUAACUCCUCUUGCGCAUCUGGCUGUGGCCGAUUCCUGCUAAACCUUCGUGAUCUAGCUGGCAGAAGACACCAAUCUUGGCUCAAAAUUGGACUCUCUAUUCGGAUUGCGCAAGAUCUCUGUCUCAUGAAUGAACCUAACCCUUCACUACCAUAUGAGGAUCAGGAAGAGCGACGCAGAGUGUUUUGGUCUAUUUACAUCCUCGAUAAGCUGUGCUCGUGUGGCAGAGCUAGACCCGCUGCUAGUACGUACUUUUCCGAGCAUUCUAUCUUUUAUCCUAAGGGACCCGUGUUCAUCUUUGUGAAGUAUCACCUCAUCCACUGUUUUACCUCCCUCACAAACAACCUGUUGACUUUUGCCAUUCUCGUAGUUGCCGAUGCUCAUUGCCGUGUCCAGCUUCCCUGCGACGAUGCUGCUUUCCAGGAUAGUGUCUAUAAGACAACAUCAACUCUGGACCGGACACUCUGCGCUGGAGACUCCUCCACAUACUAUCCGGAAGGAGGUUUGGCAUUAGUGGUCUUAGUAGCCUGUAUUUUGGGAAGAUCAGCACAGCACAGCAUCCACGAAAGCAGCAAUGGCGAGACUUGGCUGCCUCCAUGGGAUUCAAAAUCCGAAUUCGCAACAAUCUAUUCUGUUCUUCUCCAAUUGGAAGCACGAUUUGAGUUAGGAGGAAGUAUCAAUGAGGCUAUACAGAGGAACUCUCUGCCAGGAGGUGGACCUAACAUGCAGGUCGUGGGUUCACUCAUUUUUGCAAAGGCCAUUUUCCACACCAGCCAAUGUAUCCUGCAUCACCCAUUUCUUCUCUCACUCCAGCUGAAGAACAACGGAUUGAAAGCACCUGCUAGUUUCCUGAGUAGAGCCUUACAGACUUGCAGAGAACAUGCAUGUUCAAUGUCAGAGCUUGUCAGUGAUUCAAGCCGAGCAGGAUGCACAGCAUUCUACUCUUUCAUAGGCUAUUGUACAACUGUAGCCAGCGGCAUACACACAAUGUUUCUUAACAAUACCGAUGUUUACAUCCACCAAAAGGCAGUGGAAUGUAUAAAAUCUGACAAGGUCUUUCUCGGGAAAUUUUCUCGUUUUUGGGCCAACGGGAGGAUAAUGUCUCUGAUACUGCAAAAUUUGACUGCGCAAUCUAUAUCAUCAACAUCCUUAGUGACUAGCCCACCAAAUACAGCGAAUCUGGACCAGAAUACGACGGGCAAUUUAUGGGCUGCGGUUGAUUAUACCACAAUGUGCACCAAGAAACCUGCGCCGGAGCUGGAGCUGGAUUUGUUAUUUGGAGAGAGCGCUGUGAAUGGGCCGUCCAAUUCCAACCAUUACUUCUCGCCCCCCGUAGCGCUUCUGGACGAGCAAUCGCCUUAUGCAGAUCUGAUGUUUGACAGCACGUCCCCCAUAACAGCAUUCUUAAGGGGCUCGUCGAUGAAUUUUGGGGGAUAG